GGCGAACUUUGCGCUGCAAGGCUUUCUACAGCGUCAACGGCUCUGUGUACUGCGAGGAAGAUUAUUUGUUUUCAGGGUUUCAGGAGGCGGCUGAGAAAUGCUGUGUCUGUGGUCACUUGAUUUUGGAGAAGAUCCUACAGGCAAUGGGGAAGUCCUAUCACCCAGGCUGCUUCCGAUGCAUCGUUUGCAACAAGUGCCUGGAUGGCAUCCCCUUCACAGUGGACUUCUCCAACCAGGUGUACUGUGUCACUGACUACCACAAAAAUUAUGCCCCUAAGUGUGCAGCUUGCGGCCAACCCAUCCUCCCCUCAGAGGGCUGUGAGGACAUCGUGAGGGUAAUAUCCAUGGACCGGGAUUAUCACUUUGAGUGCUACCACUGUGAGGACUGCCGGAUGCAACUGAGUGAUGAGGAAGGCUGCUGCUGUUUCCCUCUGGAUGGGCACUUGCUCUGCCAUGGAUGUCACAUGCAGCGGCUCAAUGCCCGACAGGCCCCUGCCAACUAUAUCUGAGCUGCAGUCAACUGCUGCUUCCAUCACCAUCGCUGACAAACUCCUCUGGCCAGUGGGCCCCUCUGAGGCCAGCCAAGGCACUGAAUGCACUCUGCUGGCCUGGCAGAAGAGUCCUCUGGGGAGGGACCCAAGGGCCAGAGACCCAAAGAUCGUAACAUUCCAAAUGGGUUGUGGAGGAAGAACCUUCUAUUGCCAGGGUGGGGGUGACUGGCCUUCUUUCCACAUGUGCAGCCUGUGCUGUAACAUGCUCAGACACACACAGGCGGGUUCUAAUACUUUCUGAAUGUUUUAUGCUGGUCUGUAUCUCCAGUACAUAUUUGUGCCUAAGUCAAGCAAUGCUCUGGUGUUCUGGAUUACAGGAGGAGAGGACCUAGCUUUAGGU
Molecule: messenger RNA, 891 nt
Organism: Galeopterus variegatus (Sunda flying lemur)
Lineage: Eukaryota; Metazoa; Chordata; Mammalia; Dermoptera; Cynocephalidae
Product: LIM domain-containing protein ajuba-like
Exons: 6
Biological process (GO): negative regulation of hippo signaling; response to hypoxia; positive regulation of miRNA-mediated gene silencing
Cellular component (GO): adherens junction; nucleus; transcription regulator complex
Molecular function (GO): transcription corepressor activity
Source: RefSeq, a predicted model, not a curated record